AAACAACAAAACCAACUCACUCUCUCUCUCUCUCUCUCUCUCUCUCUCAAUAUACUAUCCAUACAUGGCAUGCAAUUUUCAAUCUGUUUUUCUUCCUCAAGGAAAGCUUUCUAGAUUUGGAUCAAUAGUGUCGAUGAAAAUAAACUUACCGUUGAAGGCACAGUCUGAGAAUGAUACCCAGACCGUGGCUCCGGCUAUGCCUUCAGUGACAAGUAAAGAGACAUUGAGUAGUGGAGGAGUGAUUUGCCCACCUAUGAUCACGACGAAGUCAUUGACAUGGAGGUUGCUUGAGCCGGAAGAGAGAAAAGCCGGUAGUACUGGAAAAUUUGGAAAGUAUGGAGGGAGGUUCGUCCCCGAGACAUUAAUAACUUGCUUGGACAAGCUUGAAGCUGAGUUUAACUUGGCCAUGCAUGAUGCUGAGUUUCAGGAGGAGCUCGCAAUUGCCCUAAGGGACUAUGUUGGACGAGAAACACCUCUAUAUUUUGCUCAAAGGCUCACAAAUCACUACAAGAAUAAUAACGGUGAAGGACCAGAAAUUUAUCUGAAAAGAGAGGAUCUCAACCACGGUGGAGCGCACAAGAUCAACAACGCCAUCGCUCAGGCAAUGCUUGCCAAGCGAAUGGGCCGGAAAAGCAUUGUGGCAGCCACCGGAGCAGGGCAACACGGGGUUGCAACCGCAGCGGCUUGUGCCAAACUCUCUUUGGAGUGUACCAUUUUCAUGGGUAGCCUAGACAUGAAGAGACAAUCAUCCAAUGUACUCCUAAUGAAUCUUUUAGGUGCUCAGGUUAAAUUUGUUGAUGGAAACUUCAAAGAUGCAACCUCAGAAGCAAUAAGGAACUGGGUUGGGAACCUUGAAACAAGCUACUACUUAGCAGGAACAGCAGUAGGGCCUCAUCCAUCUCCGACCAUGGUUCGGGAAUUCCAGUCGAUCAUCGGAAAAGAGACAAGAAAACAGGCUAUGGAGAAGUGGGGCGGCAAGCCUGAUGUCCUAGUUGCCUGCGUCGGAAGCGGUUCCAAUGCACUCGGGUUGUUCCAUGAAUUUUUGAGAGAUGAAGAUGUGAGACUGAUCGGAGUUGAGGCCGGUGGCUCUGGCGUAGACAGUGGGAGACACUCUGCAACUCUGGUUAGAGGUGAAGUUGGGGUAUAUCAUGGAGCCAUGAGCUACUUGCUGCAAGAUGAUGAAGGGCAAAUUGUUGGGGCACAUUCUAUUGGUGUUGGGUAUGAAUGCCCGGGGGUUAGUCCGGAGCUCAGCUUCCUUAAAGACAUUGGAAGGGCAGAGUUCUACACUGUCACUGACCAAGAAGCCAUUGAUGCAUAUCGACGACUAUGCCGACUUGAAGGAAUUUUUCCAGCCUUGGAGGCCUCUCAUGCAUUGGCAUUUCUAGAGAAACUUUGCCCUACUUUACCCCAUGGCACAAAAGUUGUAGUUAAUUGUAGUGGGCGUGGAGAUAAGGAUGCUAGAACAGUAUUCAACUAUGAACUAUACUAAGUGGAACCCCAUAGUUUGCUUUGAUCUAACUCAACAAUAAGCCAAACAAUUGGCGGCACAGUCUCUACCUUCAAAAGAAUUAUCGACUAUGGUUUAGCCCAAGAAUCACAGCCUCAUCGUUUUGCCCAUUCACACUCCAAAGUUCGAAAGACAUCUCUUAAAUAAAAGUGUCAUACACCAUUUAAAAAGUUUAUAUUAGACAUCAUUAAAAUCUGAUGUAGGAUAGCAUUUAUGCAAAUGUAACCAUUAAUCUGGAUGAAGUGACAAAUGUAAUUAUUAUUGUUUUCUUCAUCAAUAAAGCUUAAUUUUGCUGAGAAAAAAAAAAUAUUGGACGAAGUGGCAAUGGUGCCCAAGAUGUAACAUAUUGUAUAGGUAUAUGCUCAAUAAAUACUUAAACCUAAUUAUGAUCA
Molecule: messenger RNA, 1899 nt
Organism: Camellia sinensis
Lineage: Eukaryota; Viridiplantae; Streptophyta; Magnoliopsida; Ericales; Theaceae
Source: RefSeq, a predicted model, not a curated record